AUGGGUUCGAAAUCUCGACGACGGCGCCGUGGUCUUGGUCCGAACGGAAUUGCUACGACGCCAACGACUACUGCGAAAAGAAAACCGGUGGAUGAUCCUACAGAGAACUCCCUCCAAGCAGCAUCUCGUAACUCUUUUGACCACGACCGCACCGUGGAAGGUGACAACAAAACAAGCGCCGGUCGAGAUCGCGAAGCUUCGGUCGCCAUAACCGCGCCAAUACCGGAGACCGCACCGGUGAGCCACUCGGCCAGAGUCCAGAUCCUUCGGCAAGCCAAAUGUGCGGAUCAAAGCGGACUCCCAGUCACCAGGCAGUACCUUGUGGCCACCGUGAUGGCAAUAAAGCUAUGCUCUGCAUCCGCACGCUUCGAUGCCUUGGUCCGCAGCGUACCGAGCUUCAGAAUUAGGAAUGUCUUCAACUUCGUCAUUCUGGAAGAACACGCAUCCAGCUAUGCAAUCACGGAGUUUGCAAAGUGGUUGAGCACCAUCAGUGCCCCCUUUCCAAACACGUACCUGGGCGUCAAGCAUCUCCCGACGGCGGAUUCGAGAGGCAUCCAGUACGACAUCAUUGAGAUAUCGGCGUUGUAUAAGCUUGCAAAGUGGCUCGACCUCAAAGUGCCGUUCAGCUCCGGUCGACUGCUCAACAAGAUGUGGGCGUACUUUAUGGACGAGUCUCACGAUAUGUAUCCCGAAGAGAUCAUUGCGAUUUGGAAAGCUACGCCCGAAGAUGACAUCAAGUUGCGCAAGCACGUCGUCUGGAAUACCGUCGCGUAUGUUGAACGGAAGACGGACGAGAAAGAUGUCAAAACUUAUGAAUCCUUCCGCGAUGCCUUCGAGACCUGCUCUGACACAUCUCUACUCGAGGCUUUUAAAGAGCGCUUCAAAGUUUCGACCGAGAUUCGUCUCCGCAAAGCUCAACAAAAGCAGCAUCGCCAAGAGGCCAGAGCACGUCGUCAACGUGAGGAGAAAGAAUGGAGGGAAAAGGAAGGGAUGCUGAAGAUGCAUUACGAGCAGGCGAAGCAGAAGAUUGGCAAUCGCAGAGGGAUCAGCCUGAUUAGCUCAAACGACCUGAAGAACAUUGAUUUAGCAGCUCUGAGGGGCCGUCCAUGA
Verruconis gallopava is the source of this 1110-nucleotide messenger RNA. RefSeq lists its product as uncharacterized. Lineage: Eukaryota; Fungi; Ascomycota; Dothideomycetes; Venturiales; Sympoventuriaceae. The transcript is spliced from 2 exons. The record is from RefSeq and is a predicted model, not a curated record. The coding region runs from base 1 to 1110 and encodes 369 amino acids.